Messenger RNA from Mesorhabditis belari, 1188 nucleotides. The record is from the annotation of a GenBank genome assembly. Lineage: Eukaryota; Metazoa; Nematoda; Chromadorea; Rhabditida; Rhabditidae.
AUGCUUUUCCCGUUUCUUUUUUGCUUAUUCUUUCGAUUAGGCGAUUCACUCUUCCCGACGGCCUUAUUGGAAAAUUAUGAUAAACGAGUGAUUCCUUAUUAUAUUGACAAUGAGACGGUCUUUGUCAACACAUCUCUACCAUUCAUCUUUCUCGACGCCAUGUACCCUCAAGAGCAAACGGCGACUUUCUUGUUCGAGGUUUGCAUGGAAUGGAUAGACAAACGGCUUCAAUACGAUCCUGACGCGUACAACAACGACUCGAUGCUUUUCCUGCCGAUUGGUGAAAUCUGGACUCCCCCGUACAACUUGUAUCAAACCCUUGAAAACAAAGUAUUGGCGGGUAAACGCGGGGACUAUGCGUCGAUUGAGCCGAGCGGCCGGGUGGUCAUCUUCGAGAGUCAAUUUGCGAAAGUGCGAUGUGGGAACAAUAUCAGCAUGUUUCCAUUCGAUAUCGAGGUGUGUGGACUUGAGCUGUACAGCAAUGUCAAUCAAUCGGUCAUGCGCUUUCAAGGGGUCAAACGAAACGACAGCAAUGUCUCUGGCAAUAGCGAGUUCGAAAUCAAAUGCGAGUAUGUGUUCACAAAGAAAAGCGAUAAUUCCGAUCCGAUCGAUCAACAGCCGGCAGUCUCUUUCUCGAUCGCCUUUACAAGAAGAGGCUUUUACUAUGCUUUUGUGAUCGUCUUUCCCUCGGUUCUGAUUACGAUUUUGACAAUCACCGGCAUUUUGUUCCCAUAUCCCGGGGAUCACAGCUCGGACACAAUUAGCAUCGGUCUUGCCGCCAUGCUCGCAUUGGUGAUCAUUUUGUCUGUUGUCGCCGACCAUAUCCCUCAUACACAGGAAGUCCCACUGAUUGGCGGUUUCGUGAUGUGUUGCAUAUUUUUGUGCAUCAUUGCUGUCAUCAAUGGACUCAUUUUUGAGUACCUCCUUUGUUUGGUGAAGAAAAAUGAUCAAUUGCCCGGCUGUUUGAAUCGACUCUUCCUAUACUAUCAAAAGAAAGUGUCGAAAAAAUCGACGCCAAGACGUCUCAUCAAGAUAUGCUCAUUCCUCACGUUUCUCGUGCUCCAGGCAUUAUUGAUUUGGCUUUUGUUUUUCUAUGUGAAGGUGGGAUGGGUAUCGGAAAAGGCGGCUGUCCACGAAUCGGAUAUCGUCGAUUUGGACACAAUGGAGCUCUCCUAUAAAAGUCCGCAA